GGGGGGGAAGCCCUUAGCGACAGGACCGGGCGGUGGGGGCAGAGCUGUGGGAGCGGCACAGGGACCCACAUGGCCCCCAAGAAGAAGAAAGACCGCGCCGCCCCCCCCGGGGACACGGAGGCCAAGAAGUCAGAGCCGCUCUCAGAGUUGGACAAAGAGUUCUAUCUGAUUCAGAUCCGGGACCAGGAGAGCAGAGUGGCCAAGUACCAGCGGCGACUGGACGAGCUGGAAGUACAGAAAAAUGAAUCGGAGGACAGUCUCACGCGCUUAUCCAAGGAAAUGGAGGACAUCAUCUCCUUCCUGAAGAAAUGCCUGGAUCAGAGGGCAGACGAGAUCGCUGACCUGAACGACAAACUGGUGGCCCUGGAUCAGGCCAAGGAAGUGGAGAAGGACGCCUAUGAGACCCAGCUGUCCCAUUUACGUCACGAGUGUCAGGAUGCCAAGGAUCAGCUCACGACAGAGAAUAUCGCUCUAGCGGGAAAGCUGGCUGCAGUGGAGGAAUUCCGACUCCAGAAAGAGCAAUUAAUGGCCAACUUUGCGACCCUUGAAGAAGAACUUAAAAAGAUGGACCACGAUCACAAAGGAACCAUUUACGAUCUGGAGAGGAGAGCGGUGAUCGACAAAGACAGGUUAAAGAAGGAAAUGAUCUCGCGGCUUAACACGGUGGCGACUGAGUUCCGCAGAGUUUCAAAAACACAGAUGUCUCAGACAACCAAGAGGACCAUCCGGGAGAACGUGUCCAUCAGCAUCCAGCUGGGAAAAAUGUCGGACAAAAGCCUACAGCUGAUCAAGCAGAACGACGAAAUGAGGAAAGCCACCAUGACCCAGUGGACACAUCUUCACAUAAUGGAGGAAAAUGAGCGAAAGCUCAUUAAAAAGAACAGCAGCAAUAGAAAGAUUAUCUCCAUGCUGACUGAGAAAUGUAAAGAGCAGCAGGUGUUACUAAAUAAAUACAAAACGGAGGAGGAGGAAUACCAAAAACAAAAAAUAAUGGUCAAAGAACUUCAGGAGCAGAACGAGUCUCUCAGCAUAGCGUUGAGUUAUGUUGACGAAGAGCUGAAGAAAACUCAAUUGGACCUCAAGAAUAAGCUGACGCUUCUGGCGGAGGAGAGUGAGCGCCGGAAAAGGGUGGAAGAGGUCCUGUCCGAUGCGGCAUAUGCACUAAAGGACAUCCUGCUGAGUGAUGAUGAACUCCCAGAGACUAGAAAACUACCCAGUGCCAUCAUAGAGGAGCCCAUUGAUGCAAUAGAGCAGCCCACCACGAUCACAGAGCAGCCCACCACGAUCACAGAGCAGCCCGUCACUGACACUGUCAUCGACACCACCGCUGACACCACCACUGAAACCCCUACGGAUGGCCCGGUUACAGAGAAGUCCGACUCCAAAACGUCGGUCCAUGUCCAGCGAAGUCAAAUGAUGCACAAGCUCCUGCUGGUCCUCAACACGGCGGCUUGCAUCGGGCUGGGUCCACCCCUCGGGGAGUUCACCAAACAGGAAAAGGCUUCAGUGAUGAACAAACUGGAGAACAUUUCAAAAAGAUCUGUUCAAAUCUGUCAAGACAUCAGAGGACCAGGGAUUCAGCCUCACUAUAGACAAGGAGACCUGGGCUUGGUGCCACGGGCAAAGCAUCUGAUGCCCAAUAUCUACGACAAGGUGGGAUUCCUGUCAAGGACGACACGCCUGGGUUUGAUCAGAACACUUCCAAAACUAAACUGCAGCAUGUACAAGGGUUCACAGGUUUCAGAGCAGGGAGGAAAAUUACUGUCGCUCAAGCCUGCAUAGCUGCAGAAUGCUCAGAAUUAGUGUGUGUUGUAUUGGAAUGGUGAAAUCUUCCCUUUUAAACAAUAAAGAGAUUGAAAUUCCA
Messenger RNA from Callorhinchus milii (elephant shark), 1864 nucleotides. RefSeq names its product cilia and flagella associated protein 157 (gene cfap157). The record is from RefSeq and is a predicted model, not a curated record. Gene Ontology annotation, biological process: sperm axoneme assembly. Gene Ontology annotation, cellular component: ciliary basal body; cilium. NCBI's taxonomy places the organism in Eukaryota, Metazoa, Chordata, Chondrichthyes, Chimaeriformes, Callorhinchidae. Gene Ontology annotation, molecular function: microtubule binding. Bases 70 to 1782 code for a protein of 570 amino acids. The transcript has 9 exons.